UUGCCUCACAUUUUAGAAACUUCAGUCCUUGCAUGGUCAGUGGUGUGGUGGAAGACCUGGCAGAGGAAAGCUGCUCACAUCCCAGCAGUGAGAAGCAGAAGGUAGAGGGAGCAACCAGGAAGGGAAAUGCAUCCUACAAGAUUGUGUCCCCAGUGACCUGCCUCCAAACAUCAGGGAGAUGAUUCUCAACUAAUCGCCUGAAGACUCUUUCAAACCAUGGACACGUGACCAUCAGAAAUAUGAAGAACCCAUUUGUACAUCUGGCUGAGCCUUUGGACCCUGCACAACCAGGAAAAAAAUUCUUUAAUUUAAAUAAAUUGGAGGAUUCAAGAUAUGGACACUUGCCAUUUUCUAUCAGGGUUCUUCUGGAGGCAGCCAUUCGGAACUGUGAUGAGUUUUUGGUGAAGAAAAGUGACAUUGAAAAUAUUCUAAAUUGGAAUGCCACGCAGCAUAAGAACAUAGAAGUGCCAUUUAAACCUGCCCGUGUCAUUCUGCAAGACUUCACGGGUGUGCCAGCUGUAGUUGACUUUGCUGCAAUGCGUGAUGCGGUGAAGAAGUUAGGAGGCGAUCCCAAGAAAAUAAACCCCAUCUGUCCUGCGGAUCUUGUAAUUGAUCAUUCCAUCCAGGUCGAUUUCAACAGAAGGGUAGACAGCUUACAGAGGAAUCAAGACCUGGAAUUUGAAAGAAAUAGAGAACGAUUUGAAUUUUUAAAGUGGGGUUCCCAGGCUUUUCGCAACAUGCGGAUUAUUCCCCCCGGCUCAGGAAUCAUCCACCAGGUGAAUCUGGAGUAUUUGGCAAGAGUGGUAUUUGAUCAGGAUGGAUAUUAUUACCCAGACAGCCUCGUGGGCACGGAUUCACACACUACCAUGAUUGAUGGUUUGGGUGUUCUUGGUUGGGGUGUGGGUGGAAUUGAAGCAGAAGCUGUCAUGCUGGGUCAGCCAAUCAGCAUGGUGCUUCCCCAAGUGAUUGGCUACAGGCUGAUGGGAAAACCUCAACCUCUGGUAACAUCAACUGACAUUGUGCUCACCAUCACCAAGCACCUCCGCCAGGCUGGAGUUGUGGGCAAAUUUGUUGAGUUCUUCGGGCCAGGAGUAGCCCAUCUAUCCAUUGCUGACCGAGCCACAAUCGCCAACAUGUGUCCAGAGUAUGGAGCAACUGCUGCCUUUUUCCCAGUUGAUGAAGUUAGUAUCAAGUAUUUAGUACAAACAGGUCGAGAUGAAAACAAAGUAAAGCACAUUAGAAAGUAUCUUCAGGCUGUAGGAAUGUUUCGAGAUUUCAGCAACCCCUCUCAAGACCCAGACUUCACCCAGGUUGUGGAGUUAGAUUUAAAAACAGUAGUACCUUGCUGCAGUGGACCCAAAAGGCCUCAAGACAAAGUUGCUGUGUCUGACAUGAAAAAGGACUUUGAGAGCUGCCUCAGAGCCAAGCAAGGAUUUAAAGGAUUCCAAAUUGCUCCAGAACAUUAUAAUGACCAUAAGAUGUUUAUCUACAAUAAUAAUGAAUUCACCCUUUCUCAUGGUUCUGUGGUAAUCGCUGCCAUUACUAGCUGCACAAACACCAGUAAUCCGUCUGUGAUGUUAGGAGCAGGAUUGUUAGCAAAGAAAGCCGUGGAUGCCGGCCUGAAUGUGAAGCCUUACAUCAAAACCAGCCUGUCUCCUGGAAGUGGUGUGGUCACCUACUACCUGCGAGAAAGUGGAGUCAUGCCAUAUCUGUCUCAGCUUGGGUUUGAUGUGGUGGGCUAUGGCUGUAUGACCUGCAUUGGCAACAGUGGGCCUUUACCUGAACCCGUAGUAGAAGCCAUCACUCAGGGAGACCUAGUAGCUGUUGGAGUGCUGUCUGGGAACAGAAAUUUUGAAGGUCGUGUCCACCCCAACACUCGGGCCAACUAUUUAGCAUCUCCUCCCUUAGUAAUAGCCUAUGCCAUUGCUGGGACCAUCAGGAUCGACUUUGAAAAAGAGCCAUUGGGGGUAAAUGCAAAGGGACAGCAGAUAUUUCUGAAAGAUAUCUGGCCAAGUCGGGAUGAGAUCCAGGCGGUGGAGCAGCACUAUGUCAUUCCUGGGAUGUUUAAGGAAGUCUAUGAAAAGAUAGAGACUGUGAAUGAAAGCUGGAAUGCCUUAGCAGCCCCAUCAGAUAAGCUGUAUCUGUGGAAUCCCAAAUCUACAUACAUUAAAUCACCACCAUUCUUUGAAAACCUGACUUUGGAUCUCCAGCCCCCCAAAUCUAUAGUGGAUGCCUACGUGUUAUUAAAUUUGGGAGAUUCAGUAACAACUGAUCACAUCUCUCCAGCUGGAAAUAUUGCAAGAAACAGCCCUGCUGCUCGCUAUUUAACUAACAGAGGCCUAACUCCACGAGAAUUCAACUCCUAUGGCUCCCGCAGGGGUAAUGAUGCUAUCAUGGCACGGGGAACAUUUGCCAACAUUCGCUUGUUAAACAAAUUUUUGAAUAAGCAAGCACCACAGACUAUACAUCUCCCUUCUGGAGAAAUUCUUGAUGUGUUUGAUGCUGCUGAGCGAUACCAGCAAGCAGGCCUUCCUCUGAUUGUUCUGGCUGGCAAAGAGUAUGGCUCAGGCAGCUCCCGAGACUGGGCAGCCAAAGGCCCUUUCCUGCUGGGAAUCAAAGCUGUUCUGGCCGAGAGCUACGAGCGUAUUCACCGCAGUAACCUGGUUGGAAUGGGGGUAAUCCCCCUCGAGUAUAUCCCUGGUGAAAAUGCAGACUCUCUGGGACUCACAGGGCAGGAACGGUACACUGUCAUCAUUCCAGAGAACCUCAGACCACAAAUGAAAAUCCAGGUCAAGCUGGAUACUGGGAAGACCUUCCAGGCUGUCAUGAGGUUUGACACUGAUGUGGAACUCACUUAUUUCCACAAUGGGGGCAUCCUCAACUACAUGAUCCGUAAGAUGGCCAAGUAGGCCCUCAUUUCCUAGAGAGCUGCAUUUGGUGCUUCACCUACGGGGCACCAGGCACUCAGCCAGCAGAGACCCUGAUGAAGAAGCCGCCCUUCUUCCACACAGGGUGUUCCCUUGAACACAACACCUGAGCACUGCGGUUUGGGUGCCCUUCCUGGAGGCCCAAAGCCAGAAGUUUCUACAUUCUCUAUUUUUGUUAAUUGUUUAUCUUUCUCUAGAAUUUGGAAGCUAGAAAUGUGGGAAAAUCAGUAGUGCCAGAAAAAGAGCUGGUUUGUUUUUGAAGUUACCGAUCACAGGACAUUGAUUUUUUAGUCUUAUUAAUUAAACUUCAGCUGAACACUAGUAAGUUUUUUCAAAAGGGUGUCCUACCCUUUUCAUUGUUUUUCUGUUAUCUUCUGCUCACUGAAACCCUUUCUUUGAGGGCCUGUUCCUUUGUAUAUUUUAUCAGUGAUAACUGACAUAAGUAGGUAGGAACUUUUUCACACUUCAGAUCAUAAUACUGAUACUGAUUAUGAUUUCCCCCUUCAGAAUGAAUAAUCAAACACCUGGUGGACAGGUCAGACAUUGAAAUUUUUUUUAUUAUAUACCUUUUAGAAAAACAACAUUAAAAGAAAA
Fukomys damarensis (Damara mole-rat) is the source of this 3521-nucleotide messenger RNA. It is a transcript of the gene Aco1, whose product is annotated as aconitase 1. The record is from RefSeq and is a predicted model, not a curated record. Gene Ontology annotation, biological process: tricarboxylic acid cycle; citrate metabolic process. Bases 240 to 2909 code for a protein of 889 amino acids. The transcript has 22 exons. Gene Ontology annotation, molecular function: aconitate hydratase activity; 4 iron, 4 sulfur cluster binding; iron-responsive element binding. Lineage: Eukaryota; Metazoa; Chordata; Mammalia; Rodentia; Bathyergidae. Gene Ontology annotation, cellular component: cytosol; mitochondrion.